Molecule: messenger RNA, 4242 nt
Organism: Oryctolagus cuniculus (rabbit)
Lineage: Eukaryota; Metazoa; Chordata; Mammalia; Lagomorpha; Leporidae
Gene: VILL
Product: villin like
Biological process (GO): barbed-end actin filament capping; actin polymerization or depolymerization; cytoskeleton organization
Cellular component (GO): cytoplasm; actin cytoskeleton
Molecular function (GO): actin filament binding; phosphatidylinositol-4,5-bisphosphate binding
Source: RefSeq, a predicted model, not a curated record
AUGGGGGGGUGUGCCGCCAGGAAACCAGGGGCUCCCGGGGCAGCCGAGGGCCCGUGUGGGGGUCCCAGCUCCGGGAGGCCGCGUCAGGGAGAGCGCCAGAGCGGAGAGGAGCUGCCCACAGCUGCCGGGGGGGGGGGGGCGGCACUGCUGUGGGAGAGGGAGGAGGUCCCAGGGCGGCUUCGCCCGUUGUCCCAGACCCCAGCUGGGAGGCAGGCACACACAGUGACUUGGGCAUGGGUACUGGGCUCUGGUGGCCUGAGAGUGUCUCCCCAGCUGCACCCUCCCAGCCCCCUGGGGGGCGAUGCUGGCCCCUCCCAUCUUGCUUGGGAAACCUGCCAGGUCCCAGCUUCCUGCCCCCCGCCCCAGGUUCUGGCUGCCACUGUCCUGAGGCCAGCCAGUCGUCUGUCACCCAGUCACUGUUUUACUCUGUCCCACACGCUGCAUCUCACGGUGCCCAUCUGUCUGUCCCUUUGGUCACUGGCUGCUGCCACUGGACACUGCCUCUGCCUGUCCCUCCAUGGCCUGCUGCAGGGUCAGUGUCAUGUGUCACCGUGGCUUGGGCGCCCUGUGUCACAGCCACUGUGUCUGUCAGCCGCGUCACACUGAUGGCUGUAACCGCUAUGGCUGUGCCAGGUGCAGAAAAAGCGCCCGUAUUCCCUCCUCCAUUCACAGCCCUGCGGUCCAGUCCUGGUGACACUUCAUUCAGUAGCUAUUUGUCUUGCGCCCGCCAAGUGCAAGGCAGCUGGGGCCCGGCAGUGGUGCAGGAGACCGGAGCCAGCACACUCCACGGCUUUGGCUGGAGCUGGGAGGGCAGCGUCCUGUGAGGGACACAGCCCACUUCCGCGGUCACCUGGCUGGGCACUGCUGCUGUGUACCGUGAGCUGGCCAGGGCCCGGGGCCCUGGACGCCGCCCUCACACCGCGCGGGAUCCUGGGACCGCAGAGCCCAGGGUGUUACUGAUGAUGAGAGGGGCAGGGAGAGGACAUGCACACCACGCCGAGGCCAGGAGCGGGAGACUGGCAGGGGCUAGGGUAGACGUGGAGUCCCAUGGUGCAGGGAUGGCCAAGCCUUGCCCCCAGGGUCCUGGGAGGUGCAGGGGAGCCCUGGGGGCGGAGUGAAGGAGGACAGACCUGAGGCACAGGGUCACUCGGCCCCUCCUCCCGAGACACCGGCCAUGCCUGUGUCUGUGCAGCCUGUUUCAAGCCCACUGUGUUUGCCUGCGCCGUCGCGAGCUCAGCCCCAUGGUUAGAGCGCACGCACGUACAAGCCAGGACCCUGUCUGUAGCCCCCCGUGGGCCAGUCUGCAGCACCUGUGCCGGGUCGCACAGAGCCUGGGAACGGUGGUGAAGGAGAGCUGUGUGUGUGCCCCCUGGGGGUGCAGAGGGGUCCUGCAAAGCCCAGAGCACAGGGAAGGGGGGGAGAGCUGAGAGCCCCGCCUCUUGUCCCCGUGUCCGCCCUCCUCCCUGCCUGGCCUAGGAUGGACCACAGCAAGGACCUCCCGGCCAUCGAGAGGAACAGGGAGCUCCACGUAUGGAUCCUGGAGAACCAGAAGAUGCUGCCGGUCCCUGAGCAGGCUUACGGGAACUUCUUCGAGCAACACUGCUACGUCGUGCUGCACGUCCCUCAGAGCCCCAAGGCCCAGCAGGGCGCGCUCAGCGACCUGCACUACUGGAUCGGGAAGGAGGCGACGUUGGAGGCGCAGGGCGCCGCGGCCGCUUCCGUGCAGCGCCUGCAGGAGGCGCUGGAGAGCCCGUGCGUGCAGCACCGCGAGGCGCAGGGCCACGAGUCCGCCUGCUUCUGCAGCUACUUCCGCCCCGGAGUCGUCUACAGGAAGGGAGCCCUACCCUCCGACCACAGGCACGUCCAGACCAACACGUACGACAUCCAGCGGCUACUGCACGUCCGGGGCACAAAGCACGUUUCGGCCACCGAGGUGGAGCUGUCCUGGAACAGCUUUAACAAGGGGGCUGUCUUCCUGUUGGACCUGGGCAAGGUGAUGAUCCAGUGGAAUGGGCCCAAGACCAGCGCCUCCGAGAAGUCCCGGGCGCUGGCCCUGACCCGCAGUCUCCGGGACAGGGAGCGCGGAGGUCGCGCACAGAUCGGGGUGGUGGAGGACGAGGGCGAAGCCGGCGACCUCAUGCAGAUCAUGGAGGCUGUGCUGGGCCGCAGACCGGGCAGCCUGCACGCCGGGGUGCCCACCAAGAGCACCGCCCGGCCGCACGAGGCCACGGUCCGCCUCUCCCGCAUCUUCGAGGAGGGCGAGGACCUGGUGAUCCAGGAGGUGGCCACUCAGCCGCUGACCCAGGACCUGCUGCAGGAGGAGCCGCGUCCUUGCUCCCAGGCCUGCUACAUCCUGGACCAGGCCGGCUCGAAGAUCUUCGUGUGGCAGGGCCGCAGGUGCAGCCUCCCAGAGAAGCGGGCGGCCUUCAGCCGGGCGGAGGGCUUCAUCCGGGCCAAGGGCUACCCGAUGUACACCAACGUGGAGGUGCUGCACGACGGCGCCGAGUCGGCUGCGUUCCAACAGCUCUUCCGGACGUGGUCCAGGGCGCCCGGCGGGCCCCGGCGGCCGGGCGGGCGGGGCGCGGCGGUUCAGGUCAAGCUGGACUCGGGCAGGCUGCACAGCCAGCCUGAGCUAGCCGCCCAGCUCAGGAUGGUGGACGACGCGUCCGGGAAGGUGGAGGUGUGGUGCCUCCAGGACUCACGCAGGCAGCCCGUGGACUCCAAGCAUCACGGCCGGUUGUGUGCAGGCAACUGCUACCUCAUCCUCUACACCUACGAGAGGCUGGGUGUUGUCCACUACAUCCUGUACCUGUGGCAGGGCCACCAGGCCUCCGCCGCUGACGUCCGGGCCCUGACCCACAACGCAGAGGAGCUGGAGCUGGCGUACCAGGGAGCGUUGGUGCAGGUGCACGUGACCAUGGGCAGCGAGCCCCCCCACUUCCUCGCCAUGUUCCGGGGCCGGCUGGUGGUCUUCCAGGGGAGCGCUGGCCACGGCGGCCAGGAGCAGCCGGCACCCACCCCCAGGCUGUUCCACGUGCAGGGCACUGAGCCGCACAGCACCAGCACCAUGGAGGUGCCAGCCCGGGCCUCGGCGCUCCGCUCCAGCGACGUCUUCCUGCUGCUCACAGCCACUGUGUGCUACCUCUGGUUUGGGAAGGGCUGCAGCGGCGACCAGCGGGAGAUGGCACGCACAGUGGCCACGGUCAUCUCGCAGAACGAGGAAGUGACGGUGGAGGGUCAGGAGCCUCCCCACUUCUGGGAGGCCCUGGGAGGCCGAGCCCCCUACCCCAGCAAGAAGAGGCUCCCGGAGGCGGCGUCCGGCUUCCAGCCCCGGCUGUUUGAGUGCCGCAGCCCGAGGGGCCGCCUGGUCCUCUCCGAGGUGGCGUCCUUCAGCCAGGAGGACCUGGACCAGCACGACGUCCUGCUCCUGGACACCUGGCAGGAGAUCUUCCUGUGGCUCGGGGCAGCCGCAGGUGAGCGGAAGGCAGCGCUGGUGGCCUGGGGCCGGGAGUACCUGGAAACCCACCCGGCAGGGAGGAGCCUGGCCACGCCCAUCCUGCUGGUCAGGCAGGCCCGAGAGCCUCCCACCUUCACCGGCUGGUUCUCGUCUUGGGACCCCUACAGGUGGACGGGGAGGGGCCCGCCCUGGCUGGGUCCUCCGCCUCAGGCCCCUCCCACGGUGCUCAUCCUCCUGCCCCAGGGCAACCAGUCCUCCCAGGAGGUGGUGGAGGCCAGCUCGGGGGCAGCCCCCGCCCUCUCUGAGGUCACAGCGGAAGUCAGCAACUUCCAGCUCUCCCAGCUGGUCAAGGGCAGGCCGGGUCCCGUGGCUCCGCAGGCCCCCGCAGGCUCCCAGGACAGCUCCGAGAGCCAGCCAGAGCGGGGCCCCAGGGCGGUCAGCGGGGCCCUGCCCCGGGACAGGCUCAUGCACCAGGCGGCGGAGGACCUGCCCGAGGGCGUGGACCCCACCCGCAAGGAGUUUUACCUCUCAGACUCGGACUUCCAAGACCUCUUUGGGAAAUCCAAGGAGGAGUUCUACAGCAUGGCCAAGUGGAGGCAGCAGCGGGAGAAACAGCAGCUGGGCUUCUUCUGAGCGCAGGCCCUGCCCGCGCCACCCGCACGGCGAAGCCAUCCCGGUCCCCCGCCGCACCGUCAGGGCAGCGACCCGUCAAUAAAAGCUGGGGCCUGUGCCUCACGGCCUCUCUGGGGCCAGGGCUGUCAGUGCUCUCUGCACCCUGUCCUGCC